AUGACCGACCUUGGAAAGCGUCUUCAGGUGCGGCAAAUUGUUAUCGCCACAGCAUUGACCUAUUUCAAACGAUUCUAUACAAAAAAUAGCUACCGAAGAACGGAACCUUAUCUCGUUGCCGCGACAUGCAUGUAUUUGGCGUGUAAAAUAGAAGAAUCACCGCAUCACAUCAAAACCGUUAUUUCAGAGAUGAAAAAGCUGAGCGAAGAUAUAGGCGGGUUUCCAUAUGAAAAUCAGAAGGUUGCGGAAAUGGAGUUCUAUUUGAUGGAAGAGCUGAAUUUCAAUAUGAUUGUGUUUCAUCCUUACCGUACGCUGAAAACAUUAGCCGAUGAGGUCCUUGGUGAUAAGAAUAAAGUUUUGCAAUUGGCCUUGUUCAUAGUUAACGACACGUAUAGGACAGAUAUGUGCCUUUUGUAUCCUCCACACGUAAUCGCUGCCGCCGCCCUUUAUUUUUCUAUUGCCAUCGAGGGAGAAAAUCAAGAUGAUGAUAGCGCCUUCGGCGGAAGCAACGGACAAGGUGUCAUGACCAGAAAUUCUCGAAAAGAACUGGCUGCAGCUUCCAAUA
Molecule: messenger RNA, 565 nt
Organism: Acaulospora morrowiae
Lineage: Eukaryota; Fungi; Glomeromycota; Glomeromycetes; Diversisporales; Acaulosporaceae
Source: the annotation of a GenBank genome assembly